Molecule: messenger RNA, 3951 nt
Organism: Centruroides sculpturatus (bark scorpion)
Lineage: Eukaryota; Metazoa; Arthropoda; Arachnida; Scorpiones; Buthidae
Product: toll-like receptor 7
Exons: 3
Coding region: 127-3951 (1274 amino acids)
Cellular component (GO): extracellular matrix
Molecular function (GO): protein binding
Source: RefSeq, a predicted model, not a curated record
UAAGAUCGAUCGAAGAGAAACGGCCACAAGUUUGUAGAGAAGUUGAUCCAACUCAAUUUGCAGACAAUUUUUGGAUGGAGAAGUCCUAUCUGAAGAUCUCUCGUUAAUAUGAAGACGGCAUGAGCCAUGAGCAUUGUGGAACAUUGGUGGGCAGUUUUAUGGUCAGUUAGCAUCAUUUCUCUUGCAACUUGCAAUACAGCUCAGCAGAAAUGUCCACCCUGGGAACAGUCGUCCUGGUGUCCAUGCUACCAAUUCGAAGAUGGAAUUUUCAUGGAGUGUUCAUCAGUGGGCCUGGUCGAAGUACAGAAGACACUCUCUUUGAUAUCUUCUUCCAUCAAAUCACUUAGCAUCUUCCACCUGGAUAAGAAAAUCAAGAGGCUACCUCAUCUCUUAUUUGCAAACUCAACAAUAUCUCACUUGCAGAUAUCCUUCACACAAAUACAGCACAUAGACAGUAGGGCCUUUGCCAAUCUCGAGUAUAACUUAGAAGGCCUCUCGAUUAUAAACAGUCACUUAACUAAGGUCCCAACAGAUGCCCUUAACGAUUUGCGUGCCUUGAAAUCUCUCGAUUUAGAUUCGAAUUAUAUAAGCCAAGUUUCGGAUUAUCAGUUCUAUGGUUUGCCAUUAAUUUAUCUUAAUUUGCAAGAUAAUUUCAUUGAUAAUUUUACGGAUUAUUCAUUAGAAGGCCUGGAGGAGACGUUAGAAGAAUUCAUUAUAUCCGGUAAUUUCUUGAAAGAUUUGCCUUUUGAGCCGCUAAACGCUUUAAAAAAGCUUAAAAUUCUUAAAUUAGCGAGGAAUAGGAUCGAAAUUAUGAAGAAAAAUCGAUUACUCAGGCUUAAAGAACUUAGGAAUCUCGACUUAAGUUCCAACUUGAUCACGAAAUUUCAUGGUGAAAUUUUUCAAGAUUUGCUCAAAUUAUCUACGUUAUCUCUUGAAAUUAAUCGGAUAAAUUCGAUAGAAGGUCCACUUGAACUUCCUGAAUUGAAGACCCUUAAUAUAAGCCACAAUCACCUCAUAACACUACCCAGGACUGUGUUUUCUUCAUUGAACAACCUGCGAUUCGUCGACUUGAGUUAUAAUCACAUACACUACAUACCGAAUGGUGUUUUUCAUAAUCUAACAUUUCUUAAGGAAGUAUUUUUAUCAAAUAACAAUAUUUUGAAGAUAUAUAACGAUACUUUUUACAAUGCAACUCACCUCUCGCUCCUCUCCUUAAGUAACAAUGUUUUAGAUAAUUUAGAGGCGGCAACUUUCUAUUCUUUGCACCAUCUGACACACCUUUACUUAUCUUAUAAUCAAUUGAAGCAUCUACACCCCCUAAUAUUUUCAAAAAAUCGAGAAAUGCAAUACUUGGCUCUGGAUCACAACGCCAUGUCUGAAAUCUUUGAAGGUACUUUCGAGGGUACUUCACAGCUUUCAGUUUUAAAACUACAGCACAACUUUAUACAGAAGAUAAAAAGGAAUGUCUUUUACCCCCUUUCGAAACUGGAACGACUCGAUUUACAAUUUAAUCAAAUUAACCUGAUAGAGCACGAAUCGUUUCAAAGUCUCACCAAUCUUCGCCAGUUGAAUUUAGAGGGUAACCAACUUCUAAUUUUAGAUGAUAUCCUGAGAAGGUACCCCUCUAAUUUACUGUUUAUCAAUUUGACACGUAACCAGAUUAAUAAAAUACAUCCAAACACCUUUAAAGGGCAGAGUAAAUUAGAUAUCAUGUAUAUGAGCAGUAAUAAAUUGCCCACGCUUAGCAAUUACAUGUUCCAAGAUUUAGUAGAAGUGAGAAAAUUAUAUUUUGAUCACAAUUUCAUAUCAACCAUAGAAAAUAAAGCCUUUGAAGGCACGAAGAAGGUUGUUUAUAUCAAUUUAGAAUAUAAUAAUUUAAGUUUUUUAACCAUAGAUAUGUUUGGAGGUGUGGAGACCUUAGAGGAACUUUACUUGAGCCAUAAUCAAAUAAUGGAUAUAGAGCCACAGACACUUCAGAGUCUACCAAAAUUAAGGGUGUUGCAUCUAUCUCAUAAUCAAAUUUAUGUGAUCAGAAGGCAUAUGUUUGAAGGUGGUAUGCCACUCGAAGAACUUAGAUUAUCUAAUGUGAUGGCUAGUGGUGUUGAAACAGGUUCGUUCUUGGAGUUGUCCUCAUUGAAUUAUCUUGAUAUCAGCAAUAACAGGUUGAAUAAUGUUCGGGUUCGUUUCUUGUUCCUACCAGCUCAUACUUUACCGGGUCAUAAUUUCACUAAAGUGAACGAAAAUUUAUUCUAUGGUCUUUCUAGUUUGACGAGUUUGGAAUUGGAGAACACAGGAUUGACUUUAAGCGAUCAUCUGUUUGAUCCUUUACCAGGAUUAACGUCGAUUAAUCUAAAUAACAAUAGGAUUAAGGAGAUAAGCAUGGAAUAUUUUAGGAUAUUCGAAUUUUUGACCGAAUUACACGCGAAUAAUAACGAAUUAGCAAAGGUGCCAGAAGCUAUGAAGAUCUUGAAGAAGAUUAGAAUGGUUUCGCUUUCAAAUAAUAAAAUUUCUGUGAUCAAAAAUGAUACUUUUAGGUCCAAUUCUCACUUGGAAAAGUUAAUACUAAGCAAUAAUAAUAUAUAUAUAAUUGAAUUGGGUUCCUUUAUGCACUUGAAGCACUUAAAUUUACUAGAUUUGAGGAAUAACAGCUUAAGAGAUACAUCGUUCUUUCCAUCAUCUUCCUUACGUACAGUUAAUAUGAGGAACAACAGAUUAAAGAGGAUACCGAGAGAACUUUGCAGGGGUGUAAAGACCCUCAUAUUGGAUAACAAUCGCAUAGAAAGUCUCAAUAGAGGUAACAGUACUAUAGAAAAUUCCUGCACUAUAACGGAGUUGAGCAUCAGGAGUUGUAACAUCUCCAUCAUCUCCGUUCACGAUCUUCACGAUUUUUCUCGUUUAAUAAAGAUAUUCGCAAGUAAUAACUUUAUAAAGCUUAUUGUACCUGGUUCCUUCCGUCCUUUAAGUAGAUUAAAAUACCUCGAUAUAUCGCAUAAUUUGUUAAAAAGUAUAGAAAACGACACUUUCGAGGGGUUAUCACGUUUGAGAGCUUUAAAUCUGAGUUCCAACUUCCUCUCCCGUUUGACUCCUUUCGGCGACUCUUUAGAGAAUUUGGAGGCUUUAGACUUAUCCUAUAAUAAAUUAAGUGUUGUAGACGAUAAUUUUUUCGCAAAUCUACCGAAUCUACAAACGAUAUCCCUUAAGAGUAACAUGAUUAGUUGGUUAGCACCCAACGCAUUCAAGAACCAAGUGCACUUAAGCCAGUUGGACUUGAGAGAUAAUAAAUUGUCCUAUUUGAAUCAAAAUAUCUUAUCUACCAUUGAAAUAAAGCUGAAAGAAAUAUAUUUAUCAGGUAAUAAUUUACAUUGCGACUGCGAAUCCUUAAAACUAAGAACGUGGAUCUUCGAGCAUCCAUCUCUGUUCAGUUCUUCCAUGGAUUAUCUAUGUCAUACGCCGGAUAAUCUAGCAUCUAAAUCACUAUCGACUCUCAAAGAAGAGGAAGUGUGCCCGGAUCCUAGGAUACUAUACGUUCGUGCCGUGAACGUUAACAAAAAUCAAGCAAUCGUUAGCUGGGAGAUAACAGGAGAAAUCGAUAAACUCAUCUUAACUUACUAUAAAUUCGGGGAUAAAGAAAAAUUAAAGAGAAACUUAAGCGUUGAUUUGAAUUACGAAAAAAUCAAUGACUUAAAUUCUUCAUCCCAUUACGUUGUAUGCCUGAUGUUGAAGGCAAGAAGGAGGCAUCAGAUAAUUAAGAGCGAGGAGUGUACAAAGUUCGACACUUCGAUCGAUCAUCGAAUCAUCCAGGAUGAUGAAUUACCAUUAAAUUAUGUUAUUAUAGGAUCGAUUUGCGGCUCGAUUUUUGUAAUAGUCAUUAUAUUAAUUAUACUAGCAAUUUAUAAACGAAGGAAGAAAUCUUCAUCUCAUCAGGAUAGACAACCUACGCCCCCUCCUUAA